Messenger RNA from Impatiens glandulifera, 1730 nucleotides. Its product is annotated as 26S proteasome non-ATPase regulatory subunit 12 homolog A-like. The record is from RefSeq and is a predicted model, not a curated record. Lineage: Eukaryota; Viridiplantae; Streptophyta; Magnoliopsida; Ericales; Balsaminaceae. Gene Ontology annotation, cellular component: proteasome regulatory particle, lid subcomplex; cytoplasm; nuclear proteasome complex. The transcript is spliced from 11 exons. Bases 134 to 1462 code for a protein of 442 amino acids.
UUACUUUCGUGCUCUUUGUAGUAUCCUUCCUUGUCUACUACGACAAGCAGCUUGACGAUCUCUCUUCUCUUCUCUUCUCUAGGGUUCCAAAUUACACUCCUACAAGACGUUGAUUCAUAGCUGUGAAGGAAAGAUGGAAGGUGGACGCGAUCUGGAUGCGCAGAUAGAGUUGCUGUUGAACGUGGAGAAACAGAUGAGACUUGCUGGCGAUGUGUCUGGUACUAGAAAGUCUGCCACUGAUAUAUUGCAGCUUUGUUUUGAUGCUCGCGAUUGGAAGACGCUCAAUGAUCAGAUUGUCCUUUUGUCCAAGAGGCGCGGUCAGUUAAAGCAGGUUGUAACAGCAUUGGUCCAGCAAGCAAUGCCAUAUAUCGAUGAGACACCAGAUAUUGAAACUAAGAUAGAGCUUAUUAAGACCCUUAAUAGUGUAUCUGCUGGAAAGUUAUAUGUUGAAAUAGAGAGAGCACGUUUGAUCAAGAGGCUUGCAAAGAUUAAGGAAGAACAAGGAGAAAUAGCUGAGGCAGCUGAACUUAUGCAAGAGAUUGCGGUGGAAACAUUUGGUGCAAUGGCAAAAACAGAAAAAAUUGCCUUCAUUCUUGACCAAGUCCGCCUCUGCCUAGAUCGCCAGGAUUAUGUGCGUGCACAAAUUCUUUCCAGGAAAAUCAGUCCAAGAGUUUUUGAUGCUGAUACUUCAAAAGAAAAAAGAAAGCCUAAAGAAGGUGAAAGUAUUGUGGAAGAAGCUCCUGCUGAUAUACCAUCUUUGUUGGAGUUGAAGAGGAUAUACUAUGAAUUGAUGAUAAGGUAUUACUCACACAACGAUGAUUACCUUGAAAUGUGCCGGUGUUAUAAAGCAAUAUAUGGCAUUCCUUCAGUGAAAGAAGAUCAAGCUCAAUGGGUACCGGUGUUAAGGAAAAUAAGCUGGUAUUUGGUUUUGUCACCCCACGAACCCAUGCAGUCAAGCCUUCUGAACUCCACCUUAGAGGAUAAAAAUCUUUCAGAAAUCCCCCAUUUCAGGUUGCUCCUAAAACAACUAGUUACAAUGGAGGUUAUAAACUGGGCGGCAUUAUGGGAUAUGUUCAAAACUGAAUUUGACAAUGAAAAGAACAUGCUUGGAGGGGCUUUAUCUGACAAGGCAGCCAAUGACCUAAAACAGAGAGUGAUAGAACAUAACAUUAUCGUGGUCUCAAAGUAUUAUUCAAGAAUUACUUUGAAGAGACUUGCCCAGUUGCUGUGUCUAAGUGUCCAGGAAGCGGAAAAACAUAUGUCUGACAUGGUUGUAUCGAAAGCCCUAAUAGCAAAGAUUGAUAGGCCAAUGGGCAUAGUAAGUUUCCAGGCAGCAAAAGAUAGCAAUGACAUAUUGAAUUCAUGGGCUACUAACUUGGAGAAGUUGCUUGAUCUGGUUGAGAAGAGUUGUCAUCAGAUUCACAAAGAAACUAUGGUUCACAAAGCUGCUUUGAAGGUUUAAUUUCAUCAUUCAUACUCUACUAAAGAAUUUGUUUUACUUACCAUCAAUGUUUGUUUGUUUUUUUACUUUAGUUAGGUAGUUUGAUCUUAAUAUUCCAAUCACCAGAAUGAUAGUAAAAGAUUUAUCCUUUUGCUUUUUAUCUGUUCCAAUUCAAUGUUUGGACUCAAAAAACGUGUUUGAGUGUUAAUCAUUUCAAAUGUGGUGAAAUCCUAAAGCCUAAGCACUUACAAAUGAUGUUUGUUUUAUACUUGUAAUUAAACAUUUUACA